Messenger RNA from Cylas formicarius (sweet potato weevil), 3986 nucleotides. Its product is annotated as serine/threonine-protein phosphatase 2B catalytic subunit 2-like. Gene Ontology annotation, cellular component: calcineurin complex; cytoplasm. Gene Ontology annotation, molecular function: calmodulin binding; calmodulin-dependent protein phosphatase activity. NCBI's taxonomy places the organism in Eukaryota, Metazoa, Arthropoda, Insecta, Coleoptera, Brentidae. Gene Ontology annotation, biological process: calcineurin-mediated signaling. The coding region runs from base 134 to 1681 and encodes 515 amino acids. The transcript has 14 exons. The record is from RefSeq and is a predicted model, not a curated record.
GAGAGCUCUGGCUGGGUCGUCGCGCUCGCUGCUCCAUCUUGAGUAGAAUAUAGCUUGUGUACGGUGCGAGUGUAUUUAGUGCGAUCAAAAAUCCGAUGUUUAUAUUUUGAAGUGGACGAAAUUAUAUCAAGAAAUGUCUUCGAACAACCAGAAGCUUUCGACCACCCAACGUAUGAUACAAGCCGUACCGUUUCCCCCGAGCCAUAAGUUGACAGUAGCCGAAGUGUUCGAGCCCCGGACUCAAAAACCGCAAACGGAGGUGCUGAAACAGCAUUUCGUCCUCGAAGGCCGCAUCGAUGAAGCUGCAGCGCUGCGCAUCAUUAACGAGGGAGCGCAGCUACUGCGCGCAGAAAAGACGAUGAUAGACAUCGAGGCUCCCGUCACGGUAUGCGGCGAUAUACACGGUCAGUUUUAUGACCUUAUGAAAUUAUUUGAGGUGGGGGGUCCACCUGCUAGUACAAAAUACCUUUUUCUUGGUGAUUACGUCGAUAGAGGAUAUUUUAGUAUAGAGUGCGUGUUGUACCUGUGGGCGCUUAAAUUGUGUUACCCUACCACCCUAUUUCUUCUCCGAGGGAACCACGAGUGUCGGCACUUAACGGAGUACUUUACCUUUAAACAAGAAUGUAAAAUAAAAUAUUCUGAACGUGUAUAUGAUGCGUGUAUGGAGGCGUUCGAUUGCUUGCCACUGGCGGCGCUCAUGAACCAACAGUUCCUUUGCGUACACGGGGGUUUAUCACCGGAAAUUCACAAUCUAGACGACAUACGAAAGUUAGAUCGAUUUAAAGAGCCGCCAGCGUUUGGACCCAUGUGCGAUUUGCUCUGGUCGGAUCCUCUAGAAGACUUCGGUAACGAAAACAACGCAGAACACUUUUCACACAAUUCCGUACGAGGCUGCUCAUAUUUUUACAGUUAUGCCGCCUGCUGCGACUUCCUUCAAAACAAUAAUCUUCUGUCAAUAAUUAGAGCGCACGAAGCACAAGACGCCGGAUAUAGGAUGUACAGGAAGAGUCAAACAACAGGGUUUCCGUCGUUAAUAACAAUAUUCUCGGCACCUAACUAUUUGGACGUGUAUAAUAAUAAGGCGGCAGUACUAAAAUACGAGAACAACGUGAUGAAUAUUCGCCAGUUCAACUACUCGCAGCAUCCGUAUUGGCUGCCGAAUUUCAUGGAUGUGUUCACGUGGUCGCUGCCCUUCGUCGGCGAGAAGGUCACAGAAAUGCUCGUCAACGUCCUAAACAUAUGUUCGGACGACGAGUUAGUGUCCGACGGAGACGAUGCGCUAGAAGAAGCGAAACAGGCUAAAAUAGUUAUAAAAAAACCUGCCAAUUUAAGGAAGGAGGUUAUUCGCAAUAAAAUACGGGCGAUUGGGAAAAUGGCCAGGGUAUUUUCUGUGUUGAGGGAGGAAAGCGAAUCUGUACUGCAGUUAAAGGGUCUGACGCCAACAGGGGCGUUGCCUCUCGGAGCGUUGUCGGGCGGAAAGACAAGCCUCAAAAACGCUUUGCAAGGAUUCUCGCCGAAUCACAAGAUCACGAGUUUCGCGGAAGCGAAAGGCCUGGACGCCAUUAACGAGCGUAUGCCCCCGCGGAAAGACGCGCCCCCCACCCCCGCCGAAGAGACUACCCAACAAGUUCAGCAGCAGCAGCAGGACCACAACCAUACGCAGUCCAACGCACACUCGUGAGCGAAGCUUGCGUAGGACAUCACAUUAGCCAACUGCAGAGAUUUAUGUGAUGGUUCGGUCCAUCAGUCGCAGUGGCUGUCACACCUACAUCUUGCAUCUUCAAUAAGUAUCAAACCUUUGUCGUUUGCGAGGUUCAUUCAAAAGGACUUUGAAGGAAAGAAAGUAGCUGGUCUGCUUCUCUCUCUAUUGCGUUAAUUUGCGCGUCGUCUCGCUCUUACACACUGCUCUUUUUUGACAUUUAAACAAAUAUUAUUAUCCUUUUUCUCGGCUCGUUUCGUUAACAGGAUCCCCAGCUUGAUUCUGGACUGAACUACAUUCCAUAGCUACUGGGUCGGUUAUCUUUCUUAUAUACAAAAUUUAGGUGUUCAGUUCUACACGACUGUCUGUGGUAUAUGUCAUAAUUGUUGCUUAAUCGAACACUUAUUAAUAAUAUUACUCGGUUCCGGUGUAAACUUCACGACUCUGAGAAUUUGGCACGCAUUUUUUUUUCAAACUCUUUGUUAAUAUUACACCAAAAUUGUAACAGUAAUUUUCGCCACAAGUUAAUCUUUUUUAAGCUGUUCGGUGUUGAUAGGCCGUGUUAUAAGCAACGUUGCCAAUUUUGAUUUGUUAUUUAGUUCAUAAAUCGCCCGAGAUCUUGUCAGUUUUAUUAAUUAGUAGCCUAAUGGUUAUCACGCUAUGAAUGACACUUAUAUUUUGGCAUUAACUUCAUGUUACUAAGUAUGACCGAAGCUUCCAUUAACAUUAAUUUAACGCUAACAUUAAAAUUAAGAAAUGAACGGUUCAAAUCCCCUUUUGCACAAAAUAGCAAAUAAUCCAUAAGUUGAGUUUGAAACAUAUGGAAAUUAUUGAAAAGUUAAAGCAAACUUUUUAAUGUUAAUAUUAAUGAUUUAGUGAAGUUGAAUGUCCAUCUGUAUUACUUUUUACUUAAAUUGUAUAAUAAUUAGUGUUAAUGGAUACCUAACUAACCAAAAUAUUAUCAUGGCCCAUAGAUGCGAUCCUUUCUUUGCGUAAAAAAAUGUAAGUGAAAUUCGGUGGGUCGUGAACUUUACCGCGCCCAACUAUAUUCGGUCUAGCUGGUGUCGAUCGAGUAACAGAAAACGUUGGAAAUCAUAAAACGGCUAAAAUGAUGCGCCGUCGAUUAUCUAAACUACGGCAUAGUUGUAGUCGUUUUGUGUAUCGCGACGUUAAAUGUCGGUCAGCAGUGUGAAGCAGCGAGCUGGAACUGGCUGUACGCACGUAUUAAGUGAUAUAAAGCGUGCCAUAUAGCUCCUCUGUCGCCACGAGUCGUUGUCGUGUUCAUCUUCGCCCAGCCGUACCUACCUACUCGUUUUCAUACUGUGUGUUAAUUUAAAGAUAGCUAAGGAAAUUAUUUAAGUCAUGUGCAGAGUUAAAGAGAAGAAAACGUAAUUGUGUAAACUAAAUACAUUUAUCUCUCUAUUAAUAUACAUAUACAUAUAUAUAUAUAUAUAUACAUUUAAAAAAAAGAUCGAUCUUUGAUUAACACAAAACACACAUCUUUGCUACGAGUUGUACUUAUUAUACUUGUUUUUUUUAUUGUACAAAUUGUGUUAUAUUACGUGGUUAACAUUUAAAGAGAUUCCUCUUUGUCUGAGGGAGACGUAUUUUGUUUAACCGAAUAUGUAUAUAAAUGUACAAAAUAUGUGUUAAUAAGUGAAUGUUAAUCCACCCUUUAAAAAGAAAAUAAAGAAUCUCCAGCACCGUUGUUUAACCAUAGGGAUUUGUUAGCAAAAUGGAUUUACUAAACCUUUUUCUCAGACGUAGAGUGUGAAUGGUUAUGCGAGAGAGUGUUAAAUUAUGUUAUCUUUGAAUCUUACUCUGUAAAUUUAUUCUAUAUUAUAUACAAAUUAAUAUAACGGUAUAGUUAAUUAUUAAGUAAUAUCUCAACCAACUAUCGGAUUAACUUGGAAAAUAUAUUAAAUGAAAUAUUUAUAUCAAUGGAAAAAUUCAUAUGGCGUCCCUUAACUUUUAUACGAAUAUUUAAAUUAUUACUUGUUUACAGUUUUCGACGCGUACCUUUUAUGAACCACCAAGCCAUCGUUUGUUAUAGACUGAUUUUUGUGCUUCAAACCCAACGCUUGGUAAUUUUUGCGACACCGGGGUCCCCGUGUCUAAGGGUUAUUCCAAUAAUAUCACUUUCCGAUCAUCUAACGUCCCGUCAUUUUGCUUUUGUUAACUAUUUAUUCUGAGAUUAUUAAUCCCGAUUUCUUUUAAAAUAUUUCUUUCGAUGACAAUCAGUCGUUUCUUACGAACAGUGUAGGUUAUGGUGGACUUGCGAUAAUGA